Acyrthosiphon pisum (pea aphid) is the source of this 2621-nucleotide messenger RNA. RefSeq lists its product as uncharacterized. The record is from RefSeq and is a predicted model, not a curated record. NCBI's taxonomy places the organism in Eukaryota, Metazoa, Arthropoda, Insecta, Hemiptera, Aphididae. Gene Ontology annotation, molecular function: cytokine activity. Gene Ontology annotation, biological process: induction of positive chemotaxis. The transcript is spliced from 7 exons. The coding region runs from base 335 to 2227 and encodes 630 amino acids.
AACGAUUUUCACUGCACGCGUCGAAAUGAAAAUAUGACCAUGUCAUAAUAAUAAUAUUACGCCGCGGCAGUUCGCUAAAUUUUGUACGAUGUUUGUGUAACAAUUCAUUUUGUAAUUUUAUUAUUAAUCCACAGCCCGGUCGGUGGUUUUUUUUAAUGGUUUUUUUGUAACUAAUACUAUUAUUGUUAACAUAAUUUUACGAGCGUGCGAGUUUUGCGGAGGGUUCCAAAUUUGAACGGCCGUCCACCGCCACCGCCGACGCCUUUCGACUGGAGACAUUGAUCACAACAUUAUACAUAUUAUCAUACUAUAUACCUAUCUAUAAGAUCAUAAAAUGGUACUGUUUCGGAGUAGAAACUCGGUACGAAACGAAGAUGUUAUACCAGAUAUAUCAGCUCCAAUACUUCUAAGAAUGACAGCUAUUAGAAACAGUAUGCAUGCGGAACAUCAAUUUAUUGGUGAUAAACACAGCAGUCUUUAUGGCGUACAACAAGCAGACGUCAGCUUGUGGAACAAGAACAUGGGACAAAAGUGGCGGAAGAUCCGGCGUCGGUGUUCGUCGUUCAACACGGGCACUGGCAAGGACAAAUCGGCGGCGGUGGACGGGCCUCUGCUGCCACCGUCGCCGUCGUCGUCGGACGACUCGACCGCGUCGUUGUCGCCGCCAAUAACAUCAGCGAACACAGUGCAAGACAUGUUGCGCGCCCGACUGAACAUGCUGAACAUCGGCUGCAAGCGCCGGUCGCAGCUGCAGCUGUUCGGCAACACGCGCCCGAACAGCCUGGCCUCGGACACGUCGUCCACGUUUUACGUGCCGUCGCCGUUGCUAGGACAGGACGUGGACGCCAUGGGCCCGUGUUCGCUGCCCGUCGCAUUCGACCUGUCCGCCGACCACCGGCUGAUGCAGCCGUCAUCGCUGUGCCGCGUCGCCGAGACGCCGUCGUCCUGCGGUUCGUCCGGCCGUGGGACCGCCGACGACGGAGCCGGUAGCGACCGGUCGUCCGUGUCGUACAGCGACCACGGUUACAACAGCAUCGUCAGCACCGCGACGGCCACCGGAUACGACGCCGACCGACUCAGCUGUAGACCUCAUUCGUUCGUUGUCAGACGGUCCGUAAAUAACGCUGCGCGGCGACCAACGCGUUGCAGUGGCGACGACACUGACGACGGUUACAACGACGACGACGGCGACGGUGACGACGAUGACUAUUACAAUUGCAGUCUGCUGUUGCAGAACAAACCGAAGAUGCGAUCGUGCCGUAGGUGGUCGCAAGCCGACUCCCUGGCCUUGGACACACCACUGACGACUAAAGCGUUCAGGAUCGGGGGUGCCGUGUCCACGUCCGCGCCCGGGCACGGCGCCUGUCGUCCACGUCUGGGCGGCCCAUCUUCGCUGCAGCAGGCCUACACGCCGCCGCCGCAGCAACAGUUACCAUCAUUGCAGCAACAAUUACCGCCCAUGCAGCAACAGUUACCGUCCCUGCAGCAACAGUUGCCGCCGCGAUCGUCGCCGCCACCGCUGCCGCCGCCACUGAUGCACAAACCACUGCCUCCGCUGCCACCGCCGCCUUCGGAAAGGACCGUCGCUGAUCUUCCGGCCAUACCGGAAUCGUCGCAGUGGGACGAGCAACGCGCACGCCACCGCCGACGGACACCGGAACAGCAGCAGGCUGACAGGCUGGAAAGAAACGGUUCGACAAGGGUCAGCGGCAGGAACCCGUAUCGCACGUUCAACGGGAGGACCGCGUCACCAGCCGGCGCCACUGUCCCCAGUUCCGGCGGCGGUGGCGGUGGCAGUGGCGUCGUCCCGGCGGACCAUUGUCAUCGCAACAAUCUGCAGGGCGGAAAAAACGACGGCAAUUGUUUCUACACGUUGCCGCGGGGUGGCGGCAAGGAUGCGUGUUUCACGAUAAUGACGGUCAAGUUCCACAAAGGCCCGGGCCACAAGUGCUUGGGUUUCAGCAUCGUAGGCGGCACGGACUCACCGAAAGGUACGAUGGGCAUCUACGUGAAAACCAUAUUUCCGAACGGACAAGCCGCCGAUAAGGAGACGUUGAAAGAAGGUGACGAAAUCCUGGCCGUCAAUAACAAGCCGUUGCACGGGUUAAGUCAUCGCGAAGCCAUAGCUGUGUUCAAAGAGAUCAAACUGGGAGAAAUGGCGUUGCAUAUCGGUAGGAGGGUUCCGAAAAGAACUCGGGAAUCGGUCAAGUCGAUGCGAAGUCCUUGAAAAGAAGAAUAUUCAUCGAGAUUCUCAUUUCAACGGACGGUGUUAUUAUUAUUAUUAUAUUUACUAUAUCAUUACGUUUUGUACCUAUACCUAUAAUUUUAUUCUGAGUUUUAUGUAAUGUUUCGAUCGUUUAACCAAUAAUUAUUAUUAAUUUCUCAUUUUUACAUAUUAUUAUACAGGUUGGCCGCCGCGAUUUCUCGUUUUUCAACACUAACUAUAUAAGUCUAUAAUAAUAUAUUAUACGUACCUAUGUGAAAAAAGAGCAAAUAACGGUAACCCACCCUAUGUGGCUAAUGUAUAUAAUAUUUUAUAAUAUAUUAUUUCUGUGUGUCUGCAUACAUUAAUAUGUAAUAACUGUUACCAGUGUGUAAAUAAAAUAUUUACAAACAUUUGA